Microdochium trichocladiopsis is the source of this 1373-nucleotide messenger RNA. Its product is annotated as Alpha/Beta hydrolase protein. The coding region runs from base 95 to 1300 and encodes 401 amino acids. NCBI's taxonomy places the organism in Eukaryota, Fungi, Ascomycota, Sordariomycetes, Xylariales, Microdochiaceae. Gene Ontology annotation, molecular function: hydrolase activity. The transcript has a single exon. The record is from RefSeq and is a predicted model, not a curated record.
CGGGCUCCAGCGCGGCGCAGCUGACACGCCGAGGUUCCGCCUGUGCGGGGAGUUUCCAAGCCCGAUCCACCCGGCACUUUCGGCGGUGCAUGUCAUGCCCACUCGUGACAAUGGUCCCACGGCAAUUGUUCAGUGGACGCCAUAUAACCCUUUGUGCCCGCACCUCGACUGUGCCCACACUUGCAAUCCAGACCCUCAAGCAUCCUCGCAAACACACCCUUUGAUAUCUCAGCCGCACGAUAGCACCUGCUCGCCCGCCAUGGAGUCCCUCACCAAGAAGACCAUCGCCGAGAACUCGCGCGGCAUGACCUACACGUACUACACCUCGGACCCGUCCACCGUCAACCCCUCCCAGCCCACCCUGCUCCUGGUCCACGGCUUCCCCGACGAGGCCUACAUGUGGGAUGCUGUGGUCGCCCAGCUCGCACCCAAGGGCUACCGCCUCAUCGUCCCGGACAUGCUCGGCUACGCGGGGACCUCGAAGCCCACCGACCCUUCGGCAUACCGGUUCAAGCACAUUGCCGCCGACCUCGUCGACAUCCUCGACGCCGAGGCUGUCGGCAAGGUCGUCUCCAUCGGCCACGACUGGGGCUCGGCCGUCGCCCAGCGGCUGUAUCUCUGGCACCCGGAGCGCGUGCUCGCCCUCGUCAUGCUCAACGUGGCCUACAUGCUGCCCGACCCGGAGAACCCCUUCGACCUCGCCAAGGUCAACAAGAUGAUGGAGCAGAUCUUUGGGUACCCGAUCAUGGCGUACCAAGAGUUCCUCGCCUCCGAGCGCGGACCCAAGAUCCUGAGAGAGCACGCCGACAGGGUGUACCUGGGCUCCCACCUGAAGGGGGACAACAGCAUGAGGGACAUUUUCUGCGUCCCCGGCGCGAUCGAGAAGUUCCUCCUCAGCACCGACGACGACUCGUCGUCAGACCUCUCGGCCGUCAAGCCCUACGCGCAGAACGCCGAGGUGCGAGACCGCUUCGUGCAGCGCCUCCAGCGCGACGGGUUCGACGGCCCCGUCAACUACUACCGCGUGUUCCACGCCGACACGCAGCGCCUCGACGAGAUCCAGGAACUCACCCCGGACAGGUUCGUCGUCAACGUGCCCGCGUUCUACAUCGCGUGCACCAAGGACGCCGUCUGUCGGCCCGAGAUGAUCGGAACCCCGCUGGACAAGGGGAUGCUGCCGGAUUUUGACUCGCUGGUGCUCGACUGUGGACACUGGUGUCCACUGGAGAUGCCUACCGAGGUUGCCGAGGGGAUCGAUGGGUUUGUUAGCAAGAAACUUGCGGGCGCGGCAACGGCGUAAAUGUGGUUGUGGGUCGACUAAGACAGAAGACACGCAGGGCAAAUAGUGCUUAGUUCUGCUUCAUACCCAGAAA